GCCUUUCCAAAAAUUGAAGCAGUUAUAACACCUGAUCCUCCGGUUCGAGGUCAAAAAGAGAUUUUCACGGUUUUUGGGACGGUUCCAGCAACUAUCAAUCAAGAUAACGAAGUUUACUUACGCUUCUUCAGUGAAGGAGAUGUUAUUGCCUCCUUUCAUAUACCUGCCUGUGGACCUAAUAGUCUGCAACAAUGCCCAAUUAAUAAUGGAAGCUUUUUCAUAGUACCUUUUUCAGUUCAGGUGCCCGACUAUUUGCCCAACCCCUACGACAUGAUGGUUCAAGUUGGGGAUCCAGACCAUAUACCUUUAG
Paraglomus occultum is the source of this 310-nucleotide messenger RNA. Lineage: Eukaryota; Fungi; Glomeromycota; Glomeromycetes; Paraglomerales; Paraglomeraceae. The record is from the annotation of a GenBank genome assembly.